CGCUCGUGGCUCCUCCCGCCUGUCAGCGCGCAGUGAGUCUGCAGCAGCCGCCGCGGUAACAUCGUGCGCUCCUCCCCCGGCACCAUGCCCGGCGGCCUCCCACCCUGAGCAGCCCCGCAGCAUCGCUCCACCGUCCUGUCGUCCCCCAGCGGCUAUGGAAGGGGGAGCCGGCUCUGGCUCUAACCCCGGCGGGCAGGAGUCGCCGAAUCGGGCAGUGGAGUAUCUCCUGGAACUCAACAACAUCAUCGAGAGCCAACAGAAACUGCUGGAGACCCAGCGGCGCCGCAUUGAGGAGCUGGAGGUGCAGUUGGACCGGGUCAGCCAGGAGAACCGGGAGCUUCGCGAGCAGCAGCAGUCGGUCCGGCUGGAGAGGGAGCAGCACCGAUCAGAGUACCGGGGGGAGUCAGGCGGGGGAGGAUGCGGCACCUACGGGCAUCACCAUCACCACCGCGGGGGCGGCGACAAUCCGCAGGGAUACCACGGGCAACCGCACCAACAUCACCGGCUCCCACACAGGGGCCCCACCCGCAGCUCCAGCCCCGGCGGAGGGCACAGCGCUAACAACAGUCCGGCCACCACCCUACAGAGAAAGUCUGACGGUGAGAAUUCCAGGACAAUGAGCGUUGAAGGUGGAGACUCCCUGGGCAGCGAGUCUGGAACCAUCGUGGACAGCCCUGGCCAGCAACCUCCAUACCGUGGAGAGGUGAAAAUCGACCACUACGAUCUGCCCUCUCCCACCCGCCAUACCUCGCACCCGGGGCUCCAGUGGAGUCAAAGGGCCCGGUUGCAACCGGCAAGUGUGGCACUGCGCAAGCAGGAGGAAGAGGAAAACAAGAGAUCAAAAGCUUUGUCUGAUAGUUAUGAGCUGUCUACAGACCUGCAGGAUAAAAAGGUGGAAAUGCUGGAGAGGAAGUAUGGCGGUUAUUUCCUUAGCCGGCGUGCCGCUCGAACCAUUCAGACAGCUUUCCGACAAUAUCGCAUGAACAAGAACUUUGAACGCCUGCGCAGCUCUGCUUCGGAGAGCCGCAUGUCUCGCCGGAUCAUCCUAUCCAACAUGCGCAUGCAGUACUCCUUCGAGGAGUACGACAAGAGCCAUAACACUCCGUACUUCCAAGGGAAGCCCGUGUCGCUGGAUGAGGGGGUAGCAACGUGCCAUGUCCAGGGGGAACGGGGUCUCCAGUAUGGGGAAUCGUGCAGCGGAAUGGACGGAGAUUCCAUCAAUACCUCUGGAGAAUUCUGCAAUGAGAUCACUGAACUGGAAGACUCCUUUUCCAAACAGGUGAAAUGUCUCGCUGAAUCCAUAGAUGACGCCUUAAGCUGCCGCUCGAUGCACUGCUCGGACCCCCGGGAUGACAAAGGCUGCCUGGAAAAAGGGGAAAGCAGGGAUCAGCAUGGAGACAGCACAGCUACUUCCUUUAGUGAUGUUACACUUUACAUGGACGAGGGUGUCCCUGUGUCCCCUAUUUCUUUGGACCGGCCCCCCAGCUCUGACCAGGACACCCCUCAGGGAACCAGCUCCAGGCAGGAGUACUGGGCCACGUCCUCCUCCAGGGAAGACAGCAGGGAGAAUGGCAGCCGUCGGAGCACGCCCUGCAUGGAGUGUCGAGACUUUCGCAUGCGGGGGGCGCACCUUCCCUUGCUCACUAUUGAGCCCCCUAGUGACAGUUCUGUGGAUCUGAGUGACCGCUCAGACCGAGGGUCUCUUAAUAGGCAAGUUGUUUAUGAGCAGGAAAACUGCAGCCCUCAUGGGACCCUAAAGCAAGCACCUCACAAAGGGCCCAUCCGCUCUCCAAAUCCUCACCGCCACUACCACCCGGAACCUCCACCUCCUCCAACGGACAAUGUAGGAGGAAACAAUGGCACCCCUGGCGGAGUGGGUGGGGGUGGCAUGGGAGGGGUGCGACAUAUGCCUCACGGGAAACCAGAACUUGGGGAAAAUUCUGAUGGUGAUAACGAAAGCCUAAACAGCACCACCAACUCCAAUGAGACCAUUAACUGCAGCUCAGGCUCCUCCUCCCACGACAGCCUGCGGGAACCCACCAACACCCUCUGCAAACAGACGUACCAAAGGGAGACUCGGCACAGCUGGGACUCCCCCGCGUUCAACAACGACGUGGUACAGAGGAGGCAAUAUCGCAUCGGACUCAACCUCUUUAACAAGAAGCCAGAGAAGGGGAUCCAGUACCUAAUUGAGAGGGGCUUUCUCUCUGAUACCCCCGUCGGGGUGGCGCAUUUCAUUCUGGAGCGGAAAGGCCUGAGCCGGCAGAUGAUUGGCGAAUUUCUAGGAAACCGGCAAAAGCAGUUCAACCGGGAUGUCUUAGACUGUGUGGUGGACGAGAUGGAUUUCUCCAACAUGGACUUAGAUGAAGCGUUGCGGAAAUUCCAGGCACAUAUCCGAGUCCAGGGGGAGGCCCAGAAAGUGGAGAGGCUCAUCGAAGCUUUCAGUCAGCGUUACUGUGUGUGUAACUCCGUGCUGGUGCGGCAGUUUCGCAACCCGGACACGAUCUUCAUCCUGGCAUUCGCCAUCAUCCUGCUGAACACGGACAUGUACAGCCCUAAUGUAAAACCUGAACGCAAGAUGAAACUGGACGACUUCAUAAAAAAUCUGCGAGGGGUGGAUAAUGGAGAGGACAUUCCCCGGGACCUCUUGGUUGGGAUCUACCAAAGGAUUCAGGGUCGGGAGCUGAGGACAAAUGAUGACCACGUUUCUCAAGUGCAGGCAGUGGAGAGGAUGAUCGUAGGAAAGAAGCCGGUUCUGUCACUUCCACAUCGACGUCUCGUCUGCUGCUGUCAACUCUACGAAGUUCCUGACCCAAACCGCCCACAGAGGAUGGGUCUGCACCAGCGUGAGGUCUUCCUCUUCAAUGACUUGUUGGUGGUAACGAAGAUUUUCCAGAAGAAGAAAAUUCUGGUGACCUAUAGCUUCCGGCAGUCCUUCCCACUGGUGGACAUGCAAAUGCAGCUCUUCCAGAAUUCCUAUUACCAGAACGGCAUUAAACUGCUCUCAGCUGUCCCUGGUGGGGAGAGGAAAGUGCUUAUAAUAUUCAAUGCCCCCAGUUUGCAAGAUCGCCUGCGGUUUACCAGUGACUUGCGGGAGUCUAUUGCCGAAGUGCAGGAGAUGGAGAAAUACAGAGUGGAGUCUGAGUUGGAGAAACAAAAAGGAGUAAUGCGACCCAGCACAUCUCCCGGUCCAGGGAUGAAGGAAGCUGUGAAUGGGACUUUGGGACGGCCCAGCCUGGAUGAUACUUAUGCACUAGGGGAAGGGCUAAAGCGAAGUGCACUGAGCAGUUCUCUAAGAGACCUCUCUGAGGCUGGUAAGAGAGGGAGGCGGAACAGCGCUGGAUCAUUGGACAGUACCAUUGAAGGAUCUAUCAUUAGCAGCCCUCGCCCUCACCAGCGGAUUCCACCUCCUCCACCAGCCCCUCCAGAGGAAUACAAAUCUCCCAGACCGGUCUCCAAUUCUUCUUCUUUCCUGGGAUCUCUGUUUGGAAGCAAGCGAGGGAAGGGCCCCUUCCAGAACAUGCCCCCUUCCUCCUUGCCCCCUCACCCACACACUCCUCCGGGAAUGACUGAAGGACAAUCCAAAAUCCAGGCUUUGCAUGCCCAGUACUUCCACAAUCAGGGUGUUUUGGCUCAAGCUCCACCACCUUACCACUCUCAGCCGCCCACAACUGCUCCGCCCCCUCAACCGCACCAACCGCCCCCUCCACCUUCCCAUCGCUACCAUGUGCCACCUGCUUCCGCACAGUUUACAUUGCAGCGCCAGGGCCAGCAAAAGAGACAACCUCCGGUGGGUGGGACACCUAUGACGCCCAGCUCUCCCCAUCCGCAAUACACCCUACAUGGCAGGCACCCAACUAACCAGCCUCAGUCGCCUUUACCCAUGUACGGUGCAGUGCCUCAGCAUGCCAUGAGUCACACUUACCCCCAGCACAUGCACCAGACCCAACACACGAUGCAGAAACAGCCCCCAAAGCAUUUUGUGUUUAGCCAUCACCCUUCUGCCAUGCCUUCCCAACCUCAACGGCCCUCCCAGUACAAUCAACCACACAACCAGUCCCCAUGUUCCCCUAUCUCACCCAUCCCUCCUCACCCAUCAUAUCCUCCACUGCCCCCUCCAUCUCCCCACACACCACACACACCACACACCCCCCUCACCCCGCAUUCACCCCUGCCCCCAACGUCCCCAUUGCCCCAGCAUGCUUCUCAUCACCCUAUGGGUUCUAAUACAGCGCCUGGCAACCCCAAACAGAAACCAGUCAACAGAAUUAGCACAGUGGUGUGAUAACCAGGUAUCCCCCAGGCACUCAGGGGCAGGCGCAUGUACUGAGAGAGCAAGUCACUGGGCAUGCUCAUGCAGCAGAUAAGGGUCCCUGCUGUUUUCAAUCUGUGGCCGCAUCCGCUCACUUCCACCGCUUACUGGGACAGAACCUUAGCGGGCAGUUGCACCACUCGGACAUUGCUCUCAGAAGACCAAAUGUGGCAUUUGUACUUGUAGGCGCACUGCAUACCUUGUCUAAUCUGCAUGGGAACCUUCUCAAAGCAACAUGCAUGGGAUGACAAGGUCAAUAAGCUCCUCCCAUCCGGCAAGGGCAUGAGAAUGCUCACCCGUGGCUCAUGAACAGUGGUAUCACCAGGGCAGUUUGUGGCGCGUUGGGAGGGGGGGGCUGUUGUAAAGGUGAUUGUUAUUUUUUCAUAUUUUUUUCCAGUAGGUCCUUUUCCCUUAUUGACAUGUGUGGGUGUGUAUGUGUAGAGUGUAAGCUGGCGUGGCGUGACGGAAGCUCCACUUUUCUGCUGCUAUGAAGGCAUGCAAGAGGGUGCAGGACACAUUGGCGUGGUACAGAACACGCAUAAAAACCUUAGGAACUCCUCAUGGGUAGGACGCGGUAGGUCCGUCCCCUUAUUUGCCUCACUUGUGGGCUGUGUAAUUUAUGUUUAUAAAGGACUUCAUUUAAAGGUAUCUGGUUUUCCCCAUAUAUACUGUAUGUGUGUGUGUUAGGCCCAGGACACAAACCACUGACUCACACAAUGGAAUUGCAAAUACAUGUAUAUAGUAAUCAAGCUGUCCAAUGGACACGGCACUCGCUCUGCCCUGCCGCCAAGCACAAACGGAGCCAAUGCUGCUUUCUUUACAGAACUAUAUACAGAAUGCUAUAUAAAUAUCUAUAUAUAUAUAUGUAUAAAUACAUAUAAAGAGAUCUAUAUUAAUAUAUAUAUAUUUAAAAUGUAUAAGCCCUGUGUGAGACAGGAAUUUAUUAUAUGUAGAUCAAGAGAAGAAGAUAUAUUGCACCGUAAGUGCGUAAUGUUCACUCCGUAACUAGAUUGCCUCUUGACCUGGACAAUAACCGUGUGUAUCAGAUUCUAGACAAUGGCUGUCCUCAAAUGGGUGCUGCCUCUGAACCUUCCCAUUUAAAUGUGACCAUCCUAGGGCUCUGUAACACCAGCUUUUUCUGCUUGACUUCAUAUAUAUAUAUAUAUCGACAAAUGUAGACACUCCGUAUUAUUAAAGGGGUGGUUCACCUCGAAGUUAACUUUUAGUAUGUUAUAGAAUGGCCUAUUCCUAGCAACUUUGCAAUUGGUCUUCAUUAUUUGAUCUCUAUAAUUUUUGAACAAUCUUUUUCCAGCUUUCAAAUGGGGGUCAUUGGCCCCAGCAGCCAAAAACAUUUGGUAGUGUAGCUGUGAACAAUUGAAUUCACUUCUACAAAAUAUAAUUUAGUUUACAAAAUAACAGCAGUCCUGUCUUGUUUUAUGGCAGGGAUGCUAGAUAUAUACUCAGGAUGAGAGCACAAGUCUCAUAAUGCAGGAUCACUUACCCUUUCACU
Messenger RNA from Xenopus laevis (African clawed frog), 5822 nucleotides. It is a transcript of the gene iqsec2.L, whose product is annotated as IQ motif and Sec7 domain 2 L homeolog. The record is from RefSeq and is a predicted model, not a curated record. Bases 155 to 4285 code for a protein of 1376 amino acids. The transcript is spliced from 15 exons. NCBI's taxonomy places the organism in Eukaryota, Metazoa, Chordata, Amphibia, Anura, Pipidae.